Messenger RNA from Paramuricea clavata, 4566 nucleotides. The record is from the annotation of a GenBank genome assembly. NCBI's taxonomy places the organism in Eukaryota, Metazoa, Cnidaria, Anthozoa, Malacalcyonacea, Plexauridae.
UGUUUGUAUUAUUUAAAAUUCAAAAGAGCGCAAAAAUAUUGUCCAUUUGAGUGUUUUUCUCAACAAGAUGCAGCUGCAAAAUGUUUAGAAUAUUUGCACGAUACACCAGCCUGUUUUUUGAGUUGUGAUUUGGCAUAUUAAUGGCGUGUAAAAGCCAUUUUGAAGAGUAUGCCAUCAAUGGUGUCAAAGUGAAAUUUCCUUAUAAACCGUACCCAAGUCAGUUCACAAUGAUGGACAAGGCAAGUUUUUGUUUUUAAAGUGAAUAUUGUCAUUAUAUAUUCAAAGUUUGUCAUUUAGUAGUCAUGUAUUUUAUUGUGGUAUUUUAUAUAAUGUCUUAUUAAUGUUGAAUUACUCUUUGUAUAAAAUAAACUUUUACUGUAAUGGUGAUGAAAAUACUAAAUUUCUGCUUCCAUUAAAGAUUAUAAAAAGUAUUGAAAGAAGGCAAAAUUCUUUACUUGAAAGUCCAACAGGAUCUGGGAAAAGUUUGGCAUUACUUUGCUCAAGUCUAGCUUGGUUAAUGGUUGAAAAAGGUACUGAGGUUGUGUAUUUUGACUGUGUAAUGAUGUGUUUUCAUGAGACCAUGUAAAAUGUGUUUCUUUUGAUAAUUUUGUAGAGAAAAUACUCAAGCAGUAUCUGGAAUUAAAGAAAUCUCUUCUUAAUCAAAUGACAGGUAUUGGUAUUGUUUAAUAUUCAGUUUGUGCAGUAAAAUAGCUUGUGAAUUGUUGAAAUAAAAUGUCAUGCUUUUCUCUUUAUAUACAACAUCUGGCCAGUGGCCACAGAAUAAAGAAGGUACAGCAGGAGUGUAACUUGAGUCGGUUCCCUUAUUGUUUUACGUCCACGGAAAUUUUUACUUGCUCACGCCAUCCUGGCUAGUACAACCGGAGUUUUUAUCAGGUUUUGGUAGGUACAAAGUGCUGGUUGUACUAGCCAGGAUGGCAUGAUUGAUGACAAAUCGCUUGUAAAAACGCGGACAAAUACUUGCUUGAGUGAGACUUCUGCUGUACCUUCUUCUUCUGUGACCUGGCCAACACCUAGUCACAGAAUAAAGACAUACAGAAGUGUAUCUUCUUAUUAAAAGUGCAUAAGGGAUUUUUUCAGUCCGCCAUGUUCUUAGCAAGUGCCCUAAAGAGAGGCAGUCACCCCCCUGAAAACAUAUUGAAAAUUUAAUAAUGCAGGGGGGUGAAUGCCUCUCUUUAGGGCACUUGCUAAGAACAUGGCCGCCAGCUAUUUCGGUGAAAGCGCCUUAUGGUUUUGUAAUGGAAGUUACACUUCUGUAUGUCUUUAUUCUGUGACCUAGUGCAGCAUGUGACGUACAUGUCAGGGUGCGAAUGCUGUUACUAACCCUUUUACACCCUUGUUGCAACAAAUUUUAGCAUCUGCAAUAUCAAAUUUCUUCAACACUUGUCUCAAGUAGCUGUAAAGAUAUUAAUUGUUAAAACUUGGAUACAGCAUACCUAGUUGUUGGUAGUUUGAGUUUACUGCAGGUUGUUUUGGAAGUUGCUUCUUCCAUCACCAGAUGAGCUUCUUCCGUCACCACGCCUGAUGAUGAAAAAAGCAACUUCUGAAACAUAAUCUAGAAACUAUCUGAUAAACUUGAAACUAUAAAAUAUUACACUAAACUGACAAGGAAAGACACUACAGUAUAUUUCAUAGUUAUUGGGUUGAGGUUACCCCUACCUGUCCCACUUUAUAGUGUUCCUCCCCUAGCCCACCCUGUCCAACCCAAUGCCCAGGGUGGGUUUGGGGAUUUAGACCCUACAAUAACUGCAUGUUUCUACCUGUUCUCACAUUCCCACGCCGUUGAUCUGAUGAAAUAUUUUCCAGAAAACAUUGAAACUGAAAACUCUGUGAAGGAAGAGGAAAAAGGUGAUGUUAAGGUGAAAAUUGAACAACUCAACGAUGUGAAACCUAACAUCAAAACUGAACCCAAUCCUGAUGUCAAGGUCAAAAUUGAGCAACUCGAUGAAUCAAAUGAUCUGAAACCUAACAUCAAAACUGAACCCAAUCCUGAUGUCAAGGUGAAAAUUGAAAAACAGGACGAAGUGAUUGACCAGAAACCUGUGAAAUCUGAAGCAGAUGCUGUUGGUGGAGUUCAAGUCAAAAUUGAGAAAACUGAUGAAUCAUUUGAUGAAAAACCUAAGUUCAAAAAUGAAACUGGUGGUGAUGAAAUGCAGACAACAGAUAAAAUAAGUGCAAGAGGUGAGAUAGAACACCCGAAUAAUCGUGUUUGAUGCCGGCUGACAGCCGGAAAUUUUGUCUUUGAUUGCUUGGCUGCCAGCCGGGCAUCUUUCACAAAGAUACUACAUUUUACUUUUCAAAUUUGGGCCUUUCUACUGAGCUUUGUAUGGCAUACCUGACUGUUGAUUUUAUCUUUAGCACAAACUGCUGAAACAAAUAAUGAUGCCUGUAUGGCGAUGGAGGAUGAUGAAUUAAAUGACGAUGAUGCAGACUUUCAAGCUCCAAAGAAACGUUUUAGGACUCCUGGUGGACAGGUGGAACAACCUUGUAGAAAUUAAAAUAGUCUGUAGUUGAUCUUUUGUAGUUUGUGUCUGAAUUGACUAAAAAGGUUGUGUGAUCAAUCAGUCUAAUCCCUUCAAGGCUGGAUUUUGGUGGAAAUAGUGGGGGAGGUGGAAAAAAUUUAAGGGAAGUGCAGCAGUCUACCUCACGACCUCCAUGGAAAGUUAGGGCUUAGAACAGACCAAAUUAAAAUGAACGAUGUGAUGUAUGUGUAUUCAUGAAUUAUGACUGUACAACUCAUCCAAUUUUGCCCUUCAUUACAAUUACUACAAAGUUUCUUUCAAAACAUUGCAUUAAAAGGGUACUUGACACAGACUCUGAAUAGCUAUCACUGUUUCAAUUUUACAGAAAACUUUCUUACGAAGUGUACACCCUAAGCAACCAAAGAAAGAGUCAAAUUUUCACUUUGAGGCUUCGGUGGCGAAGUGGUUAGCGCACUUGCCUUUCACCUCUAAGGCCGCAAGUUCAAAUCUCAGUGAGGACUUCUCGUUGUGACUCGAACCCAGUCCUCAUGUGAAAAGAGAAGUCAACGCUCUGCCGAAAGUCGUGGGUUUCCUCCGGGUACUCCGUGUUUCCUCCCACAGGGAAAGUUGACAGGGUGGGUUAUAGGCACAUAGGUUUCCAGAGGACCACAGAGUCAUCAGUAUUCGUACUGUCAAGUGUCAAGUGUCAUCCUCUAUAAAUAAAGUCUCUCUAUCUUGAAACUUUCCCUAGGGGAGGUGCAUGACUUUUCUGGGGAGGUGCAAAACGAUCUCAGUGGAGGUGUGCACCUCCACUCAAAAUCCGGCCUUACUUCUCUUGAAACAUGAAAAUAUUUUUAAACUUUUUGAGAUAGUUCAGACACAAACCACAUCAGUUUUUUGUAGACAAGCUAUGUUUGAGGUAUUUUUAAUGGCAUAUUUUACAGAUUCCAAAAGCAAAAAAACGUCGCCAAACGGGAGGUGCAUUGGAUGAUGACCUUCCCGAUCCAGCUGGGAUGUCGUCAGCGCAUCCGGAAUGGUCCAUGGAACUAAAUAGAGCUGGGGAUAUGUCAACCAGCAAUUGUAGCAGUCAUGGAGAAAAUGAUGAUGACAAUGAAAGGGAUUUGCUGAACGAAGAACGUUGGUUAGAAGAAAAACUGGAAAUGUUAGUAUACUACAUUAAAAACAUAAGAUUUUGAUGGAUUGUUGUCAGUGUUGAAAUUAUCUAAAAAGUACAAAUCAUAUUAAAACAUUGAUAGUCUUCAUGAUUGAUAAGGAGUCUGCAAAUGAAAUAUUAUAUAUACCAUCAUUAUAAAAAGCGUUAUAAGUCACAUAGAACGUAUAAUAAAUAUGCAUUGAAUGAAUAUGUGGAGAAUUACUUACUGCGUUUGCUUUCCAAUUGCGUUCCGAACAAGUGUGAAACGCAUUCCAGCUUGAAUUGAUCGCGAAUUCGAUUGCGUUGUGAACGAUACAAUUGCAAAUGGACACAUGUCAACCAAAAGUCGUUUCUGACGCGUUCAAAACAACUUCAGGUUAUUGAUGACUUAAUUCUAUAUAAGCAGUACCGUUAUACAUUCGAAGUGUGAAUCGGAUUUUAUGCGUCAUGGUUCCUUGUGCAUGGCGGAGUUGGAACAAUUUUCUAGGAUUAAUAUCUUCUUAUUUACGUAAAAAGCAUUAAGAGAGCUGCACGUUUAUUUGUUGUCAAACUAUUAUGUCUAACCUUGGGAAAUAAAGUUUCAAACAAACAAACAAACAAACAAACAAACAAACAAACAAACAAACAAACAAACAAACAAACAAACAAACAAACAAACAAACAAACAAACAAACUUAAUGAUCCCAUUGUCCGCUAUUUCCCCCAAAUUUUCCACAGAUAUACAGUAACAUUUUCCUGCUGACAGAGGUGUCUAUUUGUGAGAGAAAUAAGAGACCUCUGUCAGCAGGAAACAGUAAUAUAUACAGGAAUUGAUUUUAUAUAUUUUGUAGGCCAGCUUCACCCAAGAUCUAUUUUGGAACUCGAACUCAUAAACAGAUAACACAAAUUGUUCGAGAAUUGAACAAGACAGAAUACAAAACUACAAAGUAAGUU